This is a messenger RNA of Drosophila biarmipes, 1921 nucleotides long. RefSeq names its product zinc finger and BTB domain-containing protein 24. Lineage: Eukaryota; Metazoa; Arthropoda; Insecta; Diptera; Drosophilidae. Gene Ontology annotation, cellular component: nucleus. The coding region runs from base 66 to 1919 and encodes 617 amino acids. The transcript is spliced from 2 exons. The record is from RefSeq and is a predicted model, not a curated record.
AGAAGAAUCGAUGCAGUUGCACUUUUUAUUUUCCCACGUUUCCGGAAUGAUUAUUGCGCAAAGAGAUGAGUAAGUGCCCCCGAUGCAAUAAGGAGGCGACUGGGAGGAACCGCCUGGUCACGGACAGCUGCGGACACACCAAAUGUCGCCUCUGUCUGGUGGCGGAUGAGUCGGAUUGCCUGGAGUGCCGAGUUGCAAGGCAGGAGGAGGAGAGGGCGAAAAACCAAAAGACAAAGGAACCCAAAGAGCGAACUACAGCGGAUAAGUGCAUUAUUGUCACGGAUAAGGGCUACCAUUGCACUGUGUGCAAAAAGGACUUUCGCAGUCGCACCCAGCAGUAUUACCACCUCGCCUGUGGCAACGAUCUUCUGAAGAAGUAUAGCUGCAAGGAAUGCGGUCGCAGGUUUGCCAGCCAUUCCCAUUUGAAGUACCACCUCAGCAACCAUGAGAAACAGUCGAAGCACACGUGCGGCGUCUGCAACAAGGGUUUCAAGCAGAAAAUCAUCCUGCAGCGCCAUAUGCUCACCCACAAGGAAGAGCAGCAUGUGUGCGAGGUCUGCCAGAAAGUCUUCCGCCGCGAGAGCUCCCUUAAAAGCCACAUGGCCAUCCACAGUGAUCUCGGCCUGCCUUACAAAUGCGAGCUGUGCUCCAAGCACUUCCAGAACAAGACUAAUUUAAACCAGCACAUGCGGAAGCACGACCAGAACAGCAUCCGCCACAAGUGCAAGGUGUGCCAGAAGUCAUUCCUGCGGCAAACCACGCUCCGACUGCACAUGAAGCGUCAUUCUUUUCGUGAGCGCCAGUCCUGCUCCAUUUGCGGCAAGAGCUACAACGACACGGAUGCCCUGGCCCGCCACCUGAGGCAACACAAGACCUUAGAACGUUACCGUUGUAUCGACUGCGAGAUCACGGUUAACCGGAAGGACAAUAUGCUUCGUCACGUGCGCUCCAUGCAUCCGGGAUCUGCCUUCGAGAGCCUUGUGGAGAUUUGUACGCCUAGCUCCAGUGCUGAGGAAGUCCCGCCUGUGCAGGAAAGACCGCUCGAGAUCGUGCGAUACAGCAGCGUGAUACAAAGCGUGGGCAAUGUGGAGCCAGUGGUGGUACCGGACCUAUUGCCAUUGCCAACCCCAAAACCAGCACUGCAACUAGAGAAACCACUGCGGCAGAUGGAGCAACCACAAUUACAGCUGGAGCAGCCACUACAACAGAUGGAGCAACCACUACAGCUGGAGCAACCACUACGACAGCUAGAGCAACCACUACAGCAGCUUGAGGAACCACUACUACAGUUGGAGCAACCACUACUACAGUUGGAGCAACCGCUACUACAACUGGAGCACCCACUGCGACAGCUAGAGCAACCACUACUACAGCUGGACCAACCAUAUUCAGAGAUGGAGGAACAACUACUGCAGCUAGAGGAACCAUAUCGACAGCUGGAGCAACCAUAUCGACAGCUGGAGUACCCACAAAGACAGAUGGAGCAACAACUUCUUCAACUGGAGGAACCACUAAGGCAAUUGGAGUACCCAAUACGACAGAUGGAGCACCCUCUAUGUCAGAUGGCACAACCACAACUACAGGUGGAGCAACCAGUAUCACAGCUGGGGGAACCACUAAGACAGCUAGAAGAACCACCACGACAGCGGGAGCAACCCUAUCGACAGCUGGAGCCGCCAAGAACUGUCACAGAACACCAGCCACUGCCAAGUGUUAUGCCCGAGAAGCAUAUCCAGCUCUAUAGAAAGAUCAUCUUGGACCUGGACCAAGAAGAGCUGGUUAUGGAUGAUGCCCAAGAAUCCGACAUGCAUCAACGGCAGCCGUGUGGCCCGGGCCCAGGGAGCUCCAAAUUUAGCGAGAGGCACUGGCGCAAAAGUUUCAAAUUCUGGUAUCAAAAAGAUGACAACACAAAUAGAUAGAA